Closterium sp. NIES-65 is the source of this 513-nucleotide messenger RNA. The record is from the annotation of a GenBank genome assembly. Lineage: Eukaryota; Viridiplantae; Streptophyta; Zygnematophyceae; Desmidiales; Closteriaceae.
AUGGACUCGUGCUUCUCUCCCCUCAUGGACUCGUGCUUCUCUCCCCUCAUGGACUCGUGCUUCUCUCCCCUCAUGGACUCGUGCUUCUCUCCCCUCAUGGACUCGUGCUUCUCUCCCCUCAUGGACUCGUGCUUCUCUCCCCUCAUGGACUCGUGCUUCUCUCCCCUCAUGGACUCGUGCUUCUCUCCCCUCAUGGACUCUUUUCUUGACUCCGUGGUGGCUGCAUCCCCUCCUGCCAAGGCAGCACCAGGGAAGGAGCUAGGGGCAGGGCAGGGGCAUGUGGGUGCGGAGCUGCUGGCUGCUGUGAAGGCCGUGGAGAGCAUGGUGAAGGCAUCAGGGCCGCUACCAGCAGCAGAUGUGGUGAAGCGUAUCGACAGGAAGCUCAAAUACUGCCGCAACCCUGCCCUCAUGCUGCACGAUCGCAAGGAGCGCAAGGAGAGGAGCAAGUCCAAGCGGGCAUCGCACAGCGUUGCGCUCACUGCCGCCCCGCCUGUCACCUCCUCGCCCCUGUAA